UGCAUGUCCAGGGGGUAGGUGUCCGGAUACGCAUAAUGAUAGUUACAAUUUUGUCCUAGGUGUUGCCAGUAGAGUCUCGCGCUCAGCUCAUCAACGAUGCAUUCACUCUGGCUAAUGUUGGGCGACUUGAUUACCCCCUAGCCUUUGAUCUGACCCUCUACAUGGUGAAUGAACUGGACUAUGUACCAUGGAAGGCGGUCCUUGGGUUUUUGUCCCACAUCAGAGAUAUGUUCGGGACGUAUUCUGGUUACGGGCAUUUAGAGAGCUAUAUGCAACAACAGGUCCAGACAUUGUACAAUGCAGUCGGAUGGGACGACGACCCGGAAACAGACCCGCAUCUUGAACAAUUAAAUAGGAUCAACAACAUUGAAACAUCAUGUAAAUAUAGCAACCAAGAUUGUCUUGACAAAGCGUCCGCCCUCUACCGCCAGUAUAUGGAGAAUGAUGUUAAUAACACCGAGGAUAGAGCAGAUUAUGAUAUCAAUCCCAUAACUCCUAACCUUAAGAAGACGGUUUAUUGCUAUGGAAUCCAAGAAGGAGGGCAGAAAGAGUGGAACUUCGGCUGGAAGAAGUUUACCGAGGAUAAAACCAAGCAUUCGAUUUGGCUCAAAGCACUUUCCUGCUCCAAAAGACCCUGGAUACUCAACAGAUUUCUGUAUUACUCUCUCAAUACAACACACCUAGCAAAGCGAGAUUCGUCUGUCAUCAUCAAGUACGUGUCUCAGAACGCCGUAGGUCGGGCACUCGCUUGGAAUUUUGUACGGAAUGAGUGGGACAACCUGAAGGAAUAUUACGGCGGCGACGAACUUUCUAAGAACACGGGUCUACAGAACAUGAUUUCCGAUGUUACGGCAAACUUCAACACACCGCUUGAACUUCAAGAUCUUCUUGCAUUCGGCGAAGACAAGGACUUUGGAUCAGCGAAGAGUAAAUACGCGAAGGCGAUAAAAAAGAUACAAACAAAUAUUGCAUGGAUAGAGAAUUACGCAAAGACAGUUUCACAGUGGUUGGAAGGAGCCGUCCCCAUGGAUGGGGAGUAAAAAAAAAGGGGGGCACCCCAAUCUUUGGCGUAUCCAACAGAGGAUUAUGCAGGCGGACGCCCCCUCUGGAGAAUAAGUCAGUACAUAUUAAAGCGUGUCUACCUUGAGCGGGGGCUACCUAAGAAUACCCCACACUCCUCCAGUAAUUGACUUCUGAAUGCGACUUUGCCAUUCGUCGAACCUCACUUUGUCAUCGACACCAUCACCGUCACCGUCCAGUUGUACCGAGAUCAAUGAUCACGAAGUCAAUUAUAAUGUAAACGCUACAACAUUUUCUAAUGGUUUAUCAAAUUCCUUUCAGAACAUGUUUUAGGGCUAAAUAUUGUCCGGGCUCUUAUUUAAUUUUAAUAAAGUAAACAUCAACACAGUGCGUCUUCUAAUUGCAUUGAUACAAGAAUUGAAGCAAGAUUUUGCAAUUACUUACAGCAAUCAUAGGUAAUUUUGUAUUGCAUCCACAUGUAAGAUCGGUAUCCCCCCCCCCCCUCCCCCUCAUAAUGCAAGUGCCCCCUCAAUGGCUCGAACCGCUUUAAUCCAAAAAAGAUCAUUCAGUAUUAUUUUAGUUAUUAAAAUAAUGCCUCACAUAGACAUGUAUACAUGUAGUUUGUACUUCUAAUAUGUAGUACCAUAAGUUUGAUACGAUUGCUAUUCGUAAAUACGAUGCCGAGAUUGUAAAAACUGAAGUGGCAAAUAUUUGUAGAAUUUGUUUCCUUCUUUCUUAUAGGUAAUAUCAUAGCUUUAUCUAGUUGGACAUCCUCUUUCAACGCUACUUUUUGUUUGCCUAAUUAUUUCUUUGUUUUGUUUUGUGUACAGAUGUUAACAAUAGUAUAUUUAGAAAUGUAUGUUUAUUAUUAUUAUAACUUUUCGAAUUAAUUCUUUUCUAAUCGUAUUCAAAUACAAAUUAUAAACCAAAAUUUACUUUGGGGAUUUAUCUGUGACGAUGGCCUGUGACAAAAUAUAUUUGCUAUUUAUUCCACAAAUACGUAUAUUACUAUGAAAAUAAGUAAAGAGGAUAUAGAAUAAACGGGUGUUACAUAGUAGACUAUGACAACAUUUUCGUGCCACGUACACACGCACACACACUUACAAACACACACGCACUCCCACACAACAUCUCGACGAACAUUUAAGAUUGACCAAAGAUUGACUAUGCGUGUUACAAACUUCUGAAAAACGUAUUGUUUACACAACCUACAAAAUAAAUAUUUUAUAUACAAUACUAUAAUACCAAUUUAUUAUAAUCAUGAUAAUUGUGUUGGAUACUGUUUGAAUUUUAACUUGGUGUUUUAUUUUUCUUCACGGCUUUACAUAUAUCUGUGUUUCUGUCAGCUUGCAUCAAUAUUCUUUCUCUUUCUCUCUCUCCCUUCCUCUCUCUUGCUCUCUCUCCC
Messenger RNA from Strongylocentrotus purpuratus (purple sea urchin), 2425 nucleotides. Its product is annotated as aminopeptidase N. The transcript is spliced from 7 exons. NCBI's taxonomy places the organism in Eukaryota, Metazoa, Echinodermata, Echinoidea, Camarodonta, Strongylocentrotidae. The record is from RefSeq and is a predicted model, not a curated record. The coding region runs from base 162 to 1040 and encodes 292 amino acids. Gene Ontology annotation, cellular component: cytoplasm. Gene Ontology annotation, molecular function: metalloaminopeptidase activity; peptide binding; zinc ion binding. Gene Ontology annotation, biological process: proteolysis; peptide catabolic process.